CAGUAUAUAGUGCAAUAGUUUAAAAAGUAUUAGUCUUUACUACUAAUUAAAUCGUUCUUUAUUUAAUAGUAAAGCAAAAGUAAUGUACCCUACAAAAACACAUUGUAAAACUACUAAAUUACAAGUAAAAGUUAAUUACAUUUCACCACUGCACUACUACACAUACAGUAGCUGCCCGAAAUUGGUUUAUUUUGAAAUUCACAACAGAAAAUCUUUGGUUGUAAUACACUUGACAAGUGCACUGUUGGCGCUAGUUUUACACUAGCAACACCUUCGUCCAGCAUGAAGAUUUUUGUAUUUUUGCUGAAGUCGUGAUAUAAAUGAGAAUAUUUGUACAGCUGGCAUAUUUGACCGACUGUAUUCUGGCUCCAGUGAUGCUAUCGGUUGUUGUUUGUGAGACUUAUACAAGCUAUGUUAGCCAGCUAGCGUUAACAAUCUAACAUAUACGUUAAUCAGUUAGCGUUGAACUUAAACUGAGCUAAUGCUAGCUGACUAAGCUAAUAUCACCUUUUUUCGCCUGUUGACAUGGAUAAAAACAUGGAUGACGACUUUCUACUCGCCAUUCAGCUACAGGAGCAGUUUGACAAUGAAUACGAGACCUCGUUAUUUGCAUCAAACGACUUUGGGGGCAACGAGUUUUGUCAAAUCAGUAAGAAACAGCGAAUGGAGAUAGUUGGAGGCGGUAGCGAUGUUGUUCCCUGGCGGAAGCCGACUGUCCAGCUCGAGAGGCCUCUGUCCAUUGUGGACAAGUCCUGGGAGAUGCUGGAUCCCAGUCCUGAUGUCAGAGCCAUGUUCCUGCAGUUCAAUGACAUGUUCUUCUGGGGAAAACUCAGCGGUGUCGAGGUUAAGUGGAGUCCCAGAAUGACACUAUGUGCUGGUGUGUGUUCUUAUGAGGGCCGAGGUGGAUUAUGUUCAAUCAGACUCAGUGAACCUCUGCUGAAGCUGAGACCCAGAAAAGACCUGGUGCAGACUCUCCUUCAUGAAAUGAUUCAUGCACUGCUGUUUGUGACCCAGAACAACCGAGAUAGAGACGGUCAUGGACCUGAGUUCUGCAAACAUAUGAAUCGAAUCAACAAGGCCAGUGGGACGAACAUUACUAUCUACCACAGCUUCCACGAUGAGGUUGAUGUGUACCGGCAGCACUGGUGGCGAUGCAAUGGGCCCUGCCAGAAUCGCAAGCCCUACUUUGGUUAUGUGAAGAGGGCCAUAAACAGAGCUCCAUCUUCUCUGGACCCCUGGUGGGAGGACCACCAGAGGACUUGUGGUGGGACCUACACCAAGAUCAAGGAGCCUGACGGAUAUAGCAAAAAAGGCAAGAAGGAUGGAAAAAAGGAUGUGACAACCUCCGUGAAGAAAGCCUCAGGAAAUGGAAAGCCUUCAAGUACAAGUACAGGGUCUGGAUCACAGGACAUAAGGGACGUUGUCCCAUUUAGUGGCAAAGGCUUCGUACUUGGAGGGAAGUCACAGUUCUCCACUCCGUCCUCCCCAUCUUGCAAACCACUAGUACCUGUUGUGGAAACAUCUUCCUCCAGCUCUGCCUCCUCUCCCAAGAAACUCUUCACCCCUUCAUCCCCAGCUAAAAGUCUCACCUCUCCUGCACACCCUGGCUUGGAUAACCGAACCAAAGGAAGCACCGCCGCCUUUCCCUUCACGGGGCCAAAGCCUCCUAUAAAGAGAUCUGUCAGUAAUACAAAGAUUUUUGUGAACAUCAACGGCUCACCAGUGAGAAUCCCUAAACCCCACAGUAGCAGCAGUAGUCAUGGGGCAGAUAAGAUCAAACAGAGGCCCAUUACAGACCUUUUCAAUGACACGGAGCUCAAGAAAUCAGUAAGUGAAACCUUUGUCACAAACACAGAGGCUGAAAGAGAUUUGCUGGCAUCACCAAGGAGUACUAGGAGUGCUACUACGAGUUCCUCCUCUCCCAGCACAUCUAAACCUAGUACAUCCAAUCAUUCAGAGUCUUUCUCUGUAGUUCCAUCCAGAAGCAGCCCUGCUAAACUAGCUCAGUCCAGCUAUUUCACUGAUUCUAACAGCGAGAGAACAUUAGAAGCUGCUGGUGGGGGUCAGAGGAAAAGGCAGUGGCAUGAGCGCCGCAGCUCAGCCAGCAUUGCUGACUUCUUCCAGAAGACAUCAGGCAGCAAUAUAGCAGCACCGAGAGAGUCAAUAAAGACAAAAUCACCUGCAGUGCAGCAAAGAAGUGCCACCGCCAUCUCCUCCUCCUCCUUCUCUGCAGGAUUGCACAGUGUUACCUCCUCCUCUGAGCUGAUGGUCAGCUGUCCUGUGUGCCAAGCAAAGGUGCAGGAGGGGAAGAUCAACGAGCAUCUGGAUUCCUGCCUCUCCUGAACGAGGAGGAGCAGCUUGGGACGAGAAUGAUGUUGAAGGAAUGCUGUAAUAAAACCUGUUUCCAGAAGUUCAAUAGAAGCUUCAGGAAGUUUAGUGUUUUAAAUACGUUGAAUAUUAUUUGAUAUUAUACUGUUGAUUUUCAUAGAUCGUGUUCAUGUUGCUACCUUAUAAUGAUAAUAUUUCUCUCAUAAGUGCCUCUCUGACAGCUUGUACUCUCAUAUUUGAAGAGAACAGUAGGAUUUAACAUUUAAUGUCACCUGAAUUCAAUAAGGCAUUUUUAAUUCCAGUUCAUGCUUAUUGGUGGUUCGUACAGGUUUGUGCACUUUACCGGAAACUGAAGCAUUGGUAUUGCCAUUGUUAAAUUAUUUUGUAUCAUAGUGAUCCAUUCUGUGAAAAAUCUCUUCAGCUGUUUCACUGCAGGGCUCCCUGCACGCUGCAUGUUUGGGAUCUCAGGGCUCUGGGCACAGUAGAAAGGUUCUUUUUGCUUCCUCUGAGAUCUGAAUCUGCUGCCCUUCAGACAGCAGCUGACACUGGCUGACCUCUGCUGAUCUGUGGGAAUCAGAUUUCACAUUUGCCAGCUAUUCUCUGCACAUCUUCACAUAACACUGCACCCAACUGCAAGAUCAGGCAAUGCAGGGCAUCACCGUUGUGCCUUUCACUUUGACUUUUUGUUUUAAAGGACAAAAAUAAAUAUGUCCAGUUGUCUUUGAUAAAUAAACAAUUUUAAC
Molecule: messenger RNA, 3071 nt
Organism: Monopterus albus (swamp eel)
Lineage: Eukaryota; Metazoa; Chordata; Actinopteri; Synbranchiformes; Synbranchidae
Gene: sprtn
Product: SprT-like N-terminal domain
Exons: 5
Coding region: 526-2343 (605 amino acids)
Biological process (GO): DNA repair
Cellular component (GO): nucleus
Molecular function (GO): polyubiquitin modification-dependent protein binding; single-stranded DNA binding; metalloendopeptidase activity
Source: RefSeq, a predicted model, not a curated record